Penicillium longicatenatum is the source of this 1992-nucleotide messenger RNA. Its product is annotated as putative manganese ion homeostasis (Fr). The transcript has 2 exons. The record is from RefSeq and is a predicted model, not a curated record. The coding region runs from base 1 to 1992 and encodes 663 amino acids. NCBI's taxonomy places the organism in Eukaryota, Fungi, Ascomycota, Eurotiomycetes, Eurotiales, Aspergillaceae. Gene Ontology annotation, biological process: GPI anchor biosynthetic process. Gene Ontology annotation, cellular component: endoplasmic reticulum.
AUGAGUUACGCCUAUCCACGCAACAUAGGUGGUGCUACCCUUCCUUCUUUUACAACUUCAAAACUACCGAGUAGUGUUGAUCGCUCGUGGGAUGGCCUCUUCGGGGCCGCAAAACAAUGGAUUGCAGAGGGCGUCUAUAGCCUUCGAACGGCGAGGCCUCGGAACAGACUUGAUGUCCAGAGAUCCACAACUCUCAUCUUCAAGCGUAUAUUUACAAUUGCUAAUUCGGUGAUCCUGCUAUGGGUGUUGACCUUGUGGUGGGGAGAGCGAACGGUCUUCCGAAAAAGUAUAGAGGCUUGCGCUUGGGAGAAAUGGGAAAGCUGGCCUCAAGAUGCAACACCGCAUCACGUCGCCUUCAUCGCCGACCCGCAACUCGUCGAUCCCCACACCUAUCCCGGCCGCCCAUGGCCACUCUCAACCCUGACAGUUCGGUAUACCGACCAGUACCUCCGACGGACAUUUUCAUCCAUCCAGUACGAUUUGAUUCCCGAAUCGGUGUUGUUCCUGGGUGACCUCUUUGAUGGCGGGAGAGAAUGGGCAACGAGCACGACCUCCAGUCCGGAAGAGCGUUACAAGGGUUACAAGGAUUCAUUUUGGAAGAAAGAGUAUGGUCGCUUCAUGAAGAUCUUCUUGGAUCCUUGGCUCAAACAAAAUGAGUCUCCUUUGGACGGUCGAGGUCGGAGACUGAUCGCAAGCUUGCCAGGCAACCAUGAUCUAGGGUUUGCUUAUGGGAUCCAAGAGCCUGUUCGGGAUCGUUUCGAGGCCUAUUUUGGUCAGGGUAACCGAGUUGAUGUCAUUGGAAACCAUACCUUCAUUUCGGUAGACACGGUCUCGUUGAGUGCAAUGGACCAACCAAACCCCCAGACUGGGAGCUCCAGCUCCAGCUCCAAUGACGACAGUCUCCCUCCACCUAUCUGGAAGGAGGCAGCCGAUUUUCUUGAUAAGAUGGCCGCAUACCGGGCGAAGGCUGAGAUGGAUGAACUCCGGACGCUGCAAAAACAGCCCAGUGGCAUUCAAUUCGAUUACCGCGUCGUGGAUGUAGAGGAGCCCUCCAUACAUGCCGAUCCCCCAAACACUCCUCUGCAGCUCCCUGCCAUUCUCCUCACCCAUGUCCCCCUCUACCGCAAGCCAGCCACUCCCUGUGGUCCCCUGCGAGAGCGCUACCCGCCAUCAUCGGCCACCGAGGAAUUGGAGGAAGAUGAGCCAAAUUCGCUGAGAAUUGCGGGUGGCUAUCAGUAUCAGAAUGUUCUGACUCCGACCAUAACGACCGAAGUGGUUUCCAAAGCAGGUCCCAACGUUGUGCAAGUCUACUCCGGGGAUGACCAUGAUUACUGUGAGCUGAUCCACCGAGAGUUCAACGGCUCGCCCAACGAGAUUACUGUGAAGAGUAUCUCAUGGGCGAUGGGCGUUCGAAAGCCUGGUUUUGUGAUGACUAGUUUAUGGAAUCCUCUUGACCCUCAGACGGGCGAGUCCACCCUGAAGGGGUCUUCGCCGACCAUCCAAAACCACCUCUGCCUUCUGCCCGACCAACUGGGCAUAUUCAUUUACUAUGCCUUCACCUUGUUGGUCAGCGUUGCGGUUCUGCUUAUGGCCUCAGUCUACCAUGCAUUCCUUGCCCCGGAAGCCCCGUUAUCCAAUGACUCGCUCCUUCCCCUCAUCGAAAGACGCCGAGAUUCCUCCAAGCGCCAGUACCCUACAUCCGGUAUGUCUAGUUCCACCUUGUCUGGUCCAGGCGGCCUGGCCGGUCGUGGCGGGGGUACUGUCUUACCCCGUCGUUACUCCGGCGCCCAACCUCCCCAGAUUGCUUAUUGGGCCCUAGAUCAAGAUGGUGUUAACACGACCACGUCCAAAGAUAAAAGUCUUUACCGUCCAGCGCGGGCUCAAGGAUUCCGCCAAAAAUGUGGCCACAUGGCCAGGGAAUUCGUCCAGUCCAUGCGCGCUGUUGCGAGGGUUGUUUUGCCUGUGUAUUUCUUUUUGAUCUGGCGCUGGUAG